Equus caballus (horse) is the source of this 951-nucleotide messenger RNA. The record is from RefSeq and is a predicted model, not a curated record. NCBI's taxonomy places the organism in Eukaryota, Metazoa, Chordata, Mammalia, Perissodactyla, Equidae.
AUGGAUGCUGCCAACAAGUCUUCAGAGGGAGCCCCAUUCAUCCUACUGGGACUGACAACAAAUCCCGGACAGCAGCAGCCUCUCUUUGUGCUAUUCUUAGUCCUGUAUAUGGUGGGCAUCCUGGGUAAUGGUCUCAUUGUGGCCGCCAUCCGGGCCAGUCCAGCCCUGCAUGCACCCAUGUACUUCUUGCUGGCCCAUCUGUCCUUUGCUGAUCUCUGCUUUACAUCCGUCACUGUGCCUAAGAUGUUAGCCAACUUGUUGGCCCAUGACUGCUCCAUCUCCCUGGCUGGCUGCCUGACCCAGAUGUACUUCUUCUUUGCCCUGGGUGUAACUGAUAGCUGUCUCCUGGCUGCCAUGGCCUAUGACUGCUACGUGGCCAUCCGGCACCCCCUCCACUAUGCUAUGAGGAUGUCCUGGGCCAUGUGCACAGCCCUGGUAGGGACCGCAUGGGUGGUGUCCCACACCCACUCCCUCCUACAUAUCCUGCUUAUGGCCCGCCUGUCUUUCUGUGCCUCCCACCAAGUGCCCCACUUCUUCUGUGACCACCAGCCUCUCUUAAGGCUCUCAUGCUCCGACACUCGCCACAUCCAGCUGCUCAUCUUCACUGAGGGGGCCGCUGUGGUGGUCACUCCCUUCCUGCUCAUCCUGGCCUCCUACGGGGCCAUUGCAGCUGCAGUGCUCCGGCUGCCCUCAGCCUCUGGGAGGCUCCGGGCUGUGUCCACCUGUGGCUCCCACCUGGCCGUGGUGGGGCUCUCCUAUGGAACAGUCAUCGCAGUCUACUUCCAGCCCACAUCCCAGUAUAAAGCCAAGGGGGGCCGUGUGGCCACUGUUAUGUAUAAUGUAGUCACUCCCAUGCUAAACCCUGUCAGCUACAGCCUCCGGAAUCGCGAUGUGCAGGGGGCACUCCGAGCCCUUUUCACUGGGCGGCAGAUCUCAGCUGGCGACUCCUGA